CUCAGCCCUGUAGCCCCGGGUCCUCUUGCACCUAGUAGCCCACUUUGGGGCCCACGUUGGCUACUUAGUGAGACUGCUCCGGGAAGCCAGAGGGGCGGUGGGGACCGGGCCGGGGCCGGGGCAAGUCCGCUCAAGCGCAGUCGGACCCAGCCCCACCGCGCACCGCGGGCCGGAAGUUCACGGGCGCGCUAGAGGCCGGAGCCGUUACUACAGCGCACCGGAAGUGGCCAUAGGCCGGCGUCCGGGCCGCGCCCGCAGUGAUUGAGCUUUCCUCCGGCCGGCGACGCCAUGGAGCCCGGGGCAGCGGAGCUGUACGACCAGGCCCUGCUGGGCAUCCUGCAGCACGUGGGCAACGUCCAGGACUUUCUGCGCGUGCUGUUUGGCUUCCUCUACCGCAAGACGGACUUCUACCGCCUGCUGCGCCACCCGUCGGACCGCAUGGGCUUCCCGCCGGGGGCUGCGCAGGCGCUGGUGCUGCAGGUAUUCAGAACCUUUGACCACAUGGCCCGUCAGGAUGAUGAGAAGAGGAGAAAAGAGCUGGAGGAGAAAAUCAGGAGAAAAGAAGAAGAGGAGGCCGUGGCGGUGGCAGCUGCCACAGCUGAGCAGGAGCCGGUCCCGGCCCCGGUUCAGGAGGUGGAGAUCAACUCUGCUGCAGACACGGGCGGGCCGCAGGAGCCUCCAGGCCCAUGGGGCUCUGCGCAGGAGGAAGCCCGCGGUGCAGAGGAGGCCGAGCCGCCAGGAGCAGAUGCUGGUGCUGCUGAAGCCCCGAGGGAAGCGCCAGCUCUUCCCAAGAGACAGGAGCAGUUCCAGAGAAACCCCGACAGCUACAACGGUGCUGUGCGUGAGAACUACACCUGGUCUCAGGACUACACCGACCUGGAGCUCAAGGUGCCCGUGCCCAAGCACGUGGUGAAGGGCAAGCAGGUCUCGGUGGUCCUCGGCAGUAGCUCCAUCCGGGUGGCCGUGCUGGAGGAAAAUGGGGAGCGCGUCCUCGUGGAAGGAAAGUUUACCCACAAGAUCAACACCGAGAGCUCCCUCUGGAGCCUUGAGCCUGGGAGAUGCGUUUUGGUGAGCCUGAACAAGGUGGGCGAGUACUGGUGGAGCGCCGUCCUGGAGGGCGAGGAGCACAUCGACAUCGACAAGAUUAACAAGGAGCGCUCCAUGGCCACGGUGGACGAGGAGGAGCACGCUGUGCUGGACCGGCUCACCUUCGACUACCGCCAGAAGCUGCAGGGCAAGCCGCAGAGCCACGAGCUGAAAGUCCAUGAGAUGCUGAAGAAGGGGUGGGAUGCUGAAGGCUCUCCCUUCCGAGGCCAGCGAUUCGACCCGGCCAUGUUCAACAUCUCCCCAGGGGCUGUGCAGUUUUAAUGACCGAAGGAAAGGAAGCCCUCGCAGCGGGGGAGGCGGGGUCUCGGCCGUGCUGCCCCUCGGCUCCCUCCUGCCAGGGGCUCGCUGUCUGGUUCACCCUUGCCAUCCUUUCUUUCAAGCGUGAACCCGGCCUCCACCCUGGCCCUGCGUCUCCAGACUGCUCCAGAGCAGGGCGAGGCUGUGCAGCCGGUGCCAGGCAGGAGUUGGAGAGCAGGGGGUGUCCCAGCAGACGCAGCCCCGGCCCCUGCGGGCGCCCCCGCGCCACGCUCCGCUUGCUGCUGUUUGUGCUCUCUGCUUGCUGUUCCCGCGCUCGGGGCCGGGUGUGGGCGCCGCGCGGCUGUCCCAGUGCGGGCGGGUGUGCGGACUGCGGGCCGUGCUCCCGGCCAGUUUGGGGGAAGCCUCAGCCUGGCCCUUCUGUUGGGUGCACUCACGUGUAGCCUUGUCCGUGUGCUUGUACAUGUCCACUGCCUGCCUCGGCCUCGUCGGGGAGCCACAGAAACAGGGGUCCUGGUCGCCGGUUCUGGAUGUUGGAAGAAAGUCUCCGGUGGCCUCAGGCGCAGACAGAUCCGCCUGUCCCCUGGCUGGUCUGCUCUGCCCCAACCUGACUAGCACUUUCAUCACAGGGAUCCGGUUCUUGUGAAAAUGAGCCAGGCCAGGCACCCUCAGCAGAGCAUGGUGUGUCGGCUGUGCACUGCAGCCCCUGGUCCCUGCUUGACCGAGGCCAGACUGUGCUGCAUGGAGCUCACAGCUCUGCUCCCACUGCUCUCCCAGGACCAUGGGGCUGCCCUUUUGGACGGUCACCUUGCAGGUCUCUGUGCCCUGGAACCUGCCCUCGUGAGCUCUACCUGCUGGGCUAGGGGAGGAGGCGCCCUGUCUGCGGGGCAGUCCUUCUGGAGACUUCCACCUUCAACUGCGUAGGUGGGAGCCGGCUUAUGCAGGCUGGAGGAGCAGGUUUCUGGCUCAGCCCUAUGGACGUGUGCCUGGGCCCCUGGGAAGCAUUUGCUUGCUCUGAUGGCAUCAUGGGAGGUGUGGACACUAGGUGGCUGGUGGGGGUGCCACCGAGGGGGCGCAGAGCCCUAAUGUUUGCAGUCGUCAGUCAGGCUGGUCAUGGAGCUGCUGACCCUCUUCAGGGUCCUGUCCCACAUAAUGAAAAGUCUCACGGGCACGCGUCUGUGUGAGAACCAUUCUCCGCACGUCUCCGUCUCCCCCCCCCCCCCCGCCACCCCUGCAGGGGUCUGCUGCCGUGACGAGGGCAGGUAUGGUGCCUGCACCUCAGCUGUUUGGGGGACUUUGGGAACCAUGGACUCUGUGGUCAGUUGACUUCCUUUUGCCUGAUUUUAUUUUCAGUGUUGCGUUUCUCCCCACCCCACCUGCCGUGACAGCAGCCCAGCGGCUCGCUGGCGUCGGGGCGGGGGCGCUGGCCAUCCUGUGGGCGUCCCCUGCCCCUCGCUGCCGGCCUGGGCCCUGCGCCCUGCGCACUCUGCCUGUUUUCUCUCUUCAGACACGACAGCAGCAGAUUGGCCACUGAACUCCAUCCGCUGAGGUCCAAGGAAAGCGGGGUGCCCGUCUGUGAAAUCGCCCUGUCUCCGGUGUUGGUUUGCAAUAAAUCUGUAUUUAAGCA
Molecule: messenger RNA, 2989 nt
Organism: Camelus dromedarius (Arabian camel)
Lineage: Eukaryota; Metazoa; Chordata; Mammalia; Artiodactyla; Camelidae
Gene: NUDCD3
Product: NudC domain containing 3
Exons: 6
Coding region: 289-1368 (359 amino acids)
Biological process (GO): protein folding
Cellular component (GO): cytoplasm
Source: RefSeq, a predicted model, not a curated record